Hyla sarda is the source of this 3493-nucleotide messenger RNA. It is a transcript of the gene SIDT1, whose product is annotated as SID1 transmembrane family member 1. Lineage: Eukaryota; Metazoa; Chordata; Amphibia; Anura; Hylidae. The transcript is spliced from 27 exons. The record is from RefSeq and is a predicted model, not a curated record. Gene Ontology annotation, cellular component: membrane. Bases 262 to 2724 code for a protein of 820 amino acids.
CCGCUGAUCCUUCUAUACUGCUGGCGAUUAUAAUGAGCGCCCCCUGCGGCCGCCUCAUAGACUACAGCUGAAUAUGCUCUUAUAGCGCCCCCAGCGGCUGCAUUGAUUUAUACACUCACUGGUCACCUGUUCAGACAUGCAUUGAUCCGGAUCGGACAUUAUACAGUAGACAGUAUUCUUGUUUGUAUUGGACUGUUCCAUUCCAUGGAGAGGGGUGGCCGGUUGCUCUGAUCACCUCUGGGAUCAGGACUCUUAAGGACGAUGGAGUCUUCAGUAUUAUCCGUCUGGAUCUGCCCGGGGUUCUUCAUCUUUCUAAUAUGGGCGCAGCCGACCGCCGCAGACAGCCGACCGACGGACACUAAACCAGCGCAUAUUGGCAAGUUGUACGCUGGUCAAAUAAACAGGGACAUCGAGGAGGUCUACUCCUUCAACUACACCAGCAAGCCUGGCAAGGUGGACGCUCUUCGUGUUUUUGUUCGCUCCGAUUCAGACGACCUGGAGUUCCCCGUCCUGUUUGUGGUGCGGCAGCAGAAAGGCGUCCUGUCAUGGCAGGUGCCCCUCGCCUUCAGGGGCUACUACCAAAGAACGUACACCUACCAGGACGUGAGCCGCACCCUGUGCCCCACCGACCCCGCGGGCCUGGCCCCCGCCUCCGAGCAGUUCAUGUACAUAGACAUCGCCUCCAUGGCGCCCAAUAAUGUCAAUUACGAGCUCAUAGUCAGACGACUGACCGACUUCGAACUUCUGACAGACAUUCCCCUCAAUUUCAGCGCCUCGCCGUCGCAGCCCCAGUAUUUCCUGUAUUCGUUCCCAGAAGGGAUGGACUCCGUGGUCAUCAAGGUGAAGUCGGCCGAGACGUAUCCCUGCACCGUGGUGUCCGUGCAGGAUAUUACAUGUCCAGUCUAUGAUCUGGAUCACAAUGUGGAAUUCAAUGGCGUUUAUCAAUCAAUGACCAAGAAAGCCGCCAUUACCAUACAGAGGAAGGAUUUCCCUACAGGACAGUUUUACGUCGUAUUUGUCAUCAAACCCGAAGACUACGCUUGUGGCGGCUCCGUCCCCAUCUCCACUAUAGACAGCCACACCUGGAAUCUGAAGCGGGUGAAGCACAUGGAGGUGACCAUCACACCGUCAAUUAACAAUUCCGUCUACAUCCACGCCACCCUCCUGUGCUUCCUCUUCUUCCUCAUCUUCUACCUGGGGGCCUUUCUGGUGUUUUUUAUUCAUCACUUAAGGAAUCAGAAGAAAGGUCUGAACAUUAAUGGGAGCCCGGAUGAAGGAGAGGGAACGGUGGCGGCGUCACAUCCCAUAACCACCAGCACCCCAGAGGGGAGCAGCUACGGGGCGAUAGAUGAAUCGCGGCAGAGAAAAGGAAAACCCCUCCCCCCCAUUCCUCGCCCUCGCGUUUACUCCGACAGCUCCGUGGAUGAAGAGAGCGACUUUGACGGAAUCCCGGAGAUGGAGGGCGACAAAAACGUCAUCCAGGCCAAGACUUUCCUAUAUGUGUCCGAUCUGUCCAUCAAGGACCGGAGAACCAUCAGCAAGAAGUACAAGAUCUACUUCUGGAACAUCAUCACCAUUGCUGUGUUCUAUGCUCUGCCCGUGGUCCAGCUCGUCAUCACCUACCAGACGGUGGUCAACGUGACUGGAAACCAAGACAUCUGUUACUAUAACUUCUUGUGCGCCCAUCCUCUUGGGGUCCUCAGCACGUUCAAUAACAUCCUGAGUAACCUGGGCCACGUCCUCCUGGGAUUCCUCUUCCUGGUCAUCGUCCUGCAUCGGGAUCUCCAGCACCGCGCCCUACUGGAGGCCAACGACGUCUAUGCCCUGGAAUAUGGGAUUCCCAAGCAUUUCGGCCUCUUCUACACGAUGGCCAUCGCUCUGACCAUGGAGGGCGUCCUCAGCGCUUGUUACCACGUCUGCCCCAACUACUCCAACUUCCAGUUUGACACGUCCUUCAUGUACAUGAUCGCCGGCCUCUGUAUGCUGAAGCUGUACCAGACGCGGCACCCCGACAUCAACGCCAGCGCCUACGCCGCAUACGCCUCCUUCGCUUUGGUCAUUUUUCUGGCGGUCCUGGGGGUGGUUUUCGGGAAGGAUAACUGGUGGUUCUGGGUGACCUUCUCCAUCAUCCAUGUGGUGGGGUCCCUGGCGCUCAGCACCCACAUCUAUUACAUGGGACGCUUCAGGAUCGAUGUCUCCAAUGCAGAUUUCGGAAUCUUCCGUCGCAUCUUCCAGAUCCUGUACACAGAUUGCAUGCAGCAAUGCAGCCGGCCCAUGUACAUGGACAGGAUGAUCCUGCUGAUCGUGGGCAACAUAGUCAACUGGUUCUUCGCCAUUUUUGGACUGGUUUAUCGCCCCCGGGACUUCGCCUCCUACCUGUUGGGGAUAUUCAUCUGUAACCUGCUGCUGUACCUGGCGUUUUAUAUCAUUAUGAAGCUCCGCAGCUCGGAGAAGAUCCGUCCGCUCGCCGUCUUCUGUAUCCUGGCCACUGCUGUACUCUGGGCCGCCGCUUUAUACUUCUUCUUCCAGACUCUGAGCAGCUGGGAGGAGAGCCCGGCCCAGUCCCGGGAGAAGAACCGCGAGUGUAUCCUCAUGCACUUCUUUGAUGACCAUGACAUCUGGCACUUUCUUUCUGCGACUGCCAUGUUCUUCUCGUUCCUGGUUCUCCUCACCCUGGACGAUGACCUGGACGACGUUCGCAGAGACAAGAUCCCAGUCUUCUAAGGAGACUCCACUGCCUGCAGACGUCUCCAUUGUUCUUUCACGAGCCUGGAUCCCAGGCCAGAGCCGAGGAUCGGUUUGUCUUCCAAAUAUCCAAAAGUGGAAGAAGAGAAGGAGAAGAACACGGCUAGAAACCGUGGGAGAAGGAGCGCCCGCCAUCCUUUCCUCAGCCCACCAGCUUUCUCCAGAACAAAACCGCUGCCUGUGUGCCACUGCCCGGUCUGGAGGGGGUCAUCGUCCUGCAAGACCAAGUCUUCAUAUCUAAGGAACGUUUGCCCCACAACUGGAUCCUGCCCAGGUGCCCAUGUUGGUGCCACCUGCUGGUUUGGGUAUCUACAUAAUUGUUGCCAAUUUUGUAAAAUAUUUUUAACCUUUUAUGGACUGCCUGGUGCUUGCCGCGCCCCGUCAUGUUGACUUUCUUAGUGCUGCUCGUGAUGUACAACUUGUGGAUCUUCAAUUUAAUUUAUUAUAACGUGAUUGGUUCGUUUUUUGUUGUCAUUAUAACCUCAAGACAUCAGUGAUCACCUGACUAGAUGAGACAAUAUGUCCCCCCGCGGUCGCACUGCCGAUACAGAACAAGGUGCUCACCGGUCCCUCCAUAGUACUGCCCCCUGACUCCAGUGUUGGAUCAGUAUUAUCGUGUAUGUGUCUAUAAAUAACAUCACAUGUUAACAUUCCCUCAUACAAAAGUAUCUCCCCCCCCCCCCCCCCCAAAAGUCGCCAGGGUCCAGAUCCGUCACCUCUACAGAGAUAUUUUGUAUAACAAAGCCUC